AUGGGUCAUGGAAUGCUUCUCUUCUGCUUGGUUUUCCAUUCUCAUAAGUGGUUCUCCAUGUGGGUCUUUCAACCAAGUAAAGGUUUGAGACAAGGAUGCCCUCUGUCCUCUUUGCCUUUUACCUUAGUUACUGAGUACUUCUCAAAUCAAAUGGCUAAUAUGGUGAGGGAAGGUCAAAUUACUCUUCUUAGAGGAAUCUCUAAGGAAGGUUUACAUGUAUUAUAUAUGUUCUUUGCUGAUGACUUGAUGGUAGUGCUCAAAGCUGAUGUCCAAACUGCAAGAAACCCUGUCACUGCUAUGAGUAAGUUUGUAAUGCUUUCAGGUUUAAAAGUGAGCCCAGAGAAGAGUAAUAUUUUCUUUACGAAGUCAGUAAAAAGAGGAGAAGAAGGUUGA
This is a messenger RNA of Cornus florida, 393 nucleotides long. RefSeq lists its product as uncharacterized. The record is from RefSeq and is a predicted model, not a curated record. Bases 1 to 393 code for a protein of 130 amino acids. The transcript has a single exon. NCBI's taxonomy places the organism in Eukaryota, Viridiplantae, Streptophyta, Magnoliopsida, Cornales, Cornaceae.